AUGGGCAUUCGUUUCACUUCGUACAUUGAGCCCCCAGCCUCUGCAAAUAAUUUACACGCUUCCUUUGAGCCUCAUUUCGCAGUCUCUUCUUUGAAUUCAAGAUUGCUGGAAACCGCUGAUAGUGGCGGUUCCAGUAUGGCCAUGACAAGAACAAGAAGAAGUACACUUAGAAGAGCUCAUAAGGAUCGUGGUAAAAAGUUUAUAACUUAUGGCUGUCGCCACUGUAGAACACAUCUCUCUUCAUCAGUUCAAAUCAUAUCUAAGGAUUAUAGGGGUCGUACGGGUGAUGCAUACUUAAUGUCUAGUGUACUUAACGUUAUUGAAGACAAAGUUGAAACGAGAUCCAUGUUGACUGGGGAGUAUUUAGUUUGUGACAUUUUAUGUCAUCUUUGUAAAAAGCUUAUCGGUUGGAAGUACUUAAGAAGUGAUAAUAAAGAUCAAAAUUAUAAAGAGGGCAAAUAUAUUUUGGAGUUACAGGAAAUCUGUAAAUGUCAUUGA
This is a messenger RNA of Kazachstania africana CBS 2517, 498 nucleotides long. It is a transcript of the gene MOH1, whose product is annotated as Moh1p. NCBI's taxonomy places the organism in Eukaryota, Fungi, Ascomycota, Saccharomycetes, Saccharomycetales, Saccharomycetaceae. The record is from RefSeq and is a predicted model, not a curated record. The coding region runs from base 1 to 498 and encodes 165 amino acids. Gene Ontology annotation, cellular component: ubiquitin ligase complex. The transcript has a single exon.